AAACAAUACAAUCACCAAUUUUGUUUUUCUCUCUCUCUCAACGGAAAGAUCGAUUUUUGAUCAAACUUCGUGACGUAGCACUGCGUGUAUGUUCAUUGAUCAGCCAAGAGGAGAGAUCAGCUACAUUGAAGUCCUUACCCACUCUUGGCCUAUCUGACUUUGACCCCAUUGACCUUCGCUCAGACCGAAGACAAAAGUAAUGUCACGAUGACCUCAGCGGCGCAACAGCAGAAAAUCCAGGGGAGAGUUCUGGCGAGUUGUAACUUUGUGGCCCAGGAUCAAAUUUGGAAAGACCAAGUAGUGCAUGAAUAUAUUGCGACAAAGUCGUGGCCAGCCAACUGGAACUUCCUCAAGACAGAUUACAAUGAUUUGGUGAAAGAAGAUUUCCCUAAGAGGAACUUUGAUAAAAAAAACAAGGCCAAGGAAGCCGUAAAAAGUUUAGUGGAAGUGAGACCAGUAACUCCCAUUGACCAGUACAUUAAAGUAAUGCCAUCCACAAGACCAGUUCCAAAAACAACGUCUGCUCAGGUUGGCUGGAGAUCCACAGAUCGUCUUCUCGCUCUAGAGAGAUACGGAAAAUACGCCAGGCCAAAAGGAGGCUUAGUCAAACAACUGAACUGGCCAAGUGAGGCGGUCAAUUGACUUUCCUCAUGGAUUCGAACCUUUGUUUGUUAAAGCUUGUGAUAUGAUGUAAAUAUGUUGGACCAUUUUUAAAACAUGAUUGUGACCUGAUGGCUGGAAAUGUUGACUCUCUAGCCCACGCAGUCUCUAAUCUGGUAAUACUUGAGACUAGCCACUAGACCUUAGAAACGAAUCAAUUGUAUCCACUACUAUCUUUCCAUCUGUUAAUGAAUAAAGUUCCUCUGUAAACUAUUUUGUUCUGGUCUAUAUAAGCAACAGCAUUAAGAGGGGCCAAUGCUCAAUUUAUAGCUCUUAUUACUAUUGAAAGGAUUUUGAAGCCAACAUUUGUUCUUGCUAUAUACACGAGGCUUGAUGUGUUAUACCCUUCAGACUCGGUUUCAAAACUAAACAUAAUUAAAGCUGAUAACUGAAGGCUAAACAUACUUUACAAAUGUUAUAUAGUCUUGUAUUUAAUGCGUUCACUUUUGAAAUGUAUAAAAAUAUUUUAUAAUCAAUAAAUUUUUAUUUUCCUACAA
This is a messenger RNA of Biomphalaria glabrata, 1157 nucleotides long. RefSeq lists its product as uncharacterized. The transcript has 5 exons. The coding region runs from base 208 to 642 and encodes 144 amino acids. NCBI's taxonomy places the organism in Eukaryota, Metazoa, Mollusca, Gastropoda, Planorbidae. The record is from RefSeq and is a predicted model, not a curated record.